Molecule: messenger RNA, 1876 nt
Organism: Anopheles moucheti
Lineage: Eukaryota; Metazoa; Arthropoda; Insecta; Diptera; Culicidae
Product: proton-coupled amino acid transporter-like protein CG1139
Exons: 7
Coding region: 30-1355 (441 amino acids)
Biological process (GO): amino acid transmembrane transport
Cellular component (GO): vacuolar membrane
Molecular function (GO): amino acid transmembrane transporter activity
Source: RefSeq, a predicted model, not a curated record
UGAAGAAAGAAAAGCACGAGGCGUGAGAAAUGGAGCUGCAGAAGACCGACACCGAAUUCAACAGUGGACUCGCAGACAACGAAUACGAACCAUUCCGGCAUCGUCGCGUGAAGAAACCAAACUCUACCAAUGGCACGAUCAUUCACAUGCUCAAAGGAUCGCUCGGAACCGGUAUCCUGGCAAUGCCGUCCGCCUUCCGUAACGGUGGGCUAGUAUUUGGAAUUAUCGGUACUACGCUCGUGGGAAUCAUUUACGCACACUGCGUGUAUCUACUGGUAUCAACAUCGCAAAAAUCGUGCAAACGAACCCGCGUGCCCGUACUCGGCUUCUCGGAAACUGCCCAAAGCGUCUUCCGCCAUGGUCCGAUCGCGACCCAACGUUUCGGAAAUGCGGCCAAAGCGUACAUCGAUUACUCCUUGCUGAUCGUCAGCUUCUUUUCCGUUUGCGUUUACCUGUUGUUCAUUGCAACAACGCUGCGAGAUGUAGUCAACAGUGAGCUAGGCAUCGACUGGGACACUCGUAUCUAUAUCCUGCUGACGGCGGUUCCGUUAAUCUUCGUUACGCAGGUGCGCGAACUUCGGUAUCUGGUACCAUUUUCAGCCCUUGCCAACAUGCUGAUACUGGUUACGUUCGGCAUCACGCUGUACUACAUAUUUCGCGAACCGAUAGACCUUUCGAAGCGCGAACUAUUUCCGGAAAUUACCGCACUGCCCUCGUUCUUUGGCACGGUCGUGUACGCAGUGGAAGGGAUCGGCGUGGUGCUUCCGGUUGAAAAUAAGAUGAAACACCCGCAGCACUUUCUGGCCUGUCCGGGAGUUCUUAGCAUCGUGCUGAGCUUUAUCACCGUCCUGUACAAUGUGACGGGAUUUUUCGGCUACGCACGAUACGGACCUGGCACGCGAGCUUCGGUGACGUUAAACCUGCCCAGUGAAGAGAAACUUGCCUUAUCGACACAACUGCUUGCUGCACUGGCCAUUCUUUUCACACUCGGUAUCUACUAUUACGUGCCAAUGGACAUACUUUGGCGCAAGGUGAAACAUCGCUUCCCAGCGGAACGGCACAAUAUCGCGCAGAUCGGAAUACGCUUCAGCAUUCUGGUUGCAAUGACGGCACUAGCGCUGGGCGUACCGGAACUGGAACCGUUUAUUGGACUUGUCGGAUCGAUCUGUUCGGCCACCCUCGGUCUACUGACGCCGAUAGUGCUGGAUACGGUGUUCCGAUGGUCCUCUCCCGGUGCAUUUGGCGUUUUUCAGUGGCGGCUGGUUAAAAAUGUCCUCUUAUUGGCGUUCGGACUAUUCAUUCUCGUUGUUGGAACAUAUUUUAGCAUCAAAGAUAUCGUCGAUAUCUACGGGUAGAAGCAGACUCAUACAUACAAAUGAUUCAUAACCAUUGACUAUUAGGUCCGCAGUAAAAGACGGCAACAACGGUUCGUACCAUUUUACGAAGCAAACAUUCAAGUCCCUGAAAGCAACUCGACGGGUUUCAAUUUUGCUCUCCCCGAACGUUUCUCAUCCGUAACUUCACCUACCAUAGUUCUAUGUGAAUGUACGUUUAUUUGCAAUCCAGAACGAUCAACUAAUCUAUAGCAGUUGAUCAUCGUCAUUCCACGUGCGUUAUAAUCUCUACUGAAGCUUACAAUAAAUAUAGGCAUGGAGUAAGUAGUAUUGGCGGUAGCAGCUUAACUGACAGUCCUUGUAAACCGUGUACGUUUGUGAGAAUGGAGAGUUCUUCUGAUCAUUAAAAAAAAGCACAAUGCCUUGAGGUUCACCACAUUACAACAAGUUGCCUCAUUUCUAAUUAAGAAUCACUAUGAAAUCAAUCCCAGCCACUCAUUUGCAAAAUAAAAUUAAGCUGGAUCUUUUUAACUUGAUCAAUA